Molecule: messenger RNA, 4062 nt
Organism: Rattus rattus (black rat)
Lineage: Eukaryota; Metazoa; Chordata; Mammalia; Rodentia; Muridae
Gene: Ccdc25
Product: coiled-coil domain containing 25
Exons: 9
Coding region: 98-724 (208 amino acids)
Source: RefSeq, a predicted model, not a curated record
AGUGUCGGCGGAAAGUCUGGAAGCCGGCUCACCCUCGCGCAGGUGGUAUCUCGAGCUUCGCGUUUUGAGCAGGAGUCGCCACUCUUCUACCAGGAUCAUGGUGUUCUACUUCACCAGCAGCAGUGUUAAUUCGUCUACUUACACUAUUUACAUGGGAAAGGACAAAUAUGAAAAUGAAGAUCUGAUAAAGUAUGGCUGGCCUGAAGAUGUUUGGUUUCACGUGGACAAACUUUCUUCAGCUCAUGUGUACCUACGAUUACAAAAGGGAGAGAAGAUAGAAGACAUUCCAAAGGAGGUUCUGAUGGACUGCGCCCACCUUGUGAAGGCCAAUAGCAUUCAAGGCUGCAAGAUGAACAACGUUAAUGUGGUUUACACGCCAUGGUCUAACCUGAAGAAGACAGCUGACAUGGAUGUGGGGCAGAUAGGCUUUCACAGGCAGAAGGAUGUAAAGAUUGUGACAGUGGAGAAGAAAGUGAAUGAAAUCUUGAACCGAUUAGAAAAGACCAAGUUGGAGAAGUUUCCAGACCUAGCAGCCGAGAAAGAAGGCAGAGACCGCGAAGAGAGGAAUGAGAAGAAAGCCCAGAUUCAGGAAAUGAAAAGGAAAGAGAAAGAAGAAAUGAAGAAGAAAAGGGAAAUGGAUGAGCUUAGGAGCUACUCAUCACUAAUGAAGGUUGAGAAUAUGUCCUCAAAUCAAGAUGGUAACGAUUCUGACGAGUUCAUGUGAACUGAGCAAAGGACCCUGGGAAGACACGAGUGUGCAGACCACUACAGAGCUUCUGAUCUCACCUGGGUUCUGAUUACAGAGACCAAGCAGCCAGCCACACUCUACCUUCAUUCUACAUAGACAUCAUUGUGUUUGGAGUUAAAAACAGUCAUCUUUCUGCUGAUGAAAAGAACAGAUGUAUAAUAUAGUUGAACUUGAAGAAAGUUUAGGAAAAGGAGACUAUUUUUGGCAGAACAUACGUCAGUACCUCAUGAAGGCUGACUGCCUUUGCUUUUGAGAUAGACAUUUGAGCAGACCGACUCUGGAAAGUGUUUCUGUGGCUGUGGUCUGUCCUGGAAAUAUGUCAUGAAAUGUGUUAACUAUUUCUAAAAUACCUACUUCUCUGAAGAGGACUGUUGGGUUUCUCAGGCUGGGCCCUCCUGACGAUGGUUUACUGACUAGAAGGAAGGCUCUGGGUUGAGGGCAGCAGUACUUACCUAACUGGGAUUUCAAAAUCGGCGAGUUCUCUCUUGCUGGCAUCAGAGUAGCUGGCCCAGCUCUUAGCUUCUUCUAAGGGUUAUGUUCUCACUCCUCUGAGGUGAGGGCCCCAUCUAGCAUUGUAGUUACACAGUUGAUCUUAACCAAGCUUAGGAACUCAUCACCCAAAAUCACAAGUGAUCCUAGCCACAGAUGUGACAACUGGAGUCUGAAGCCAUUUGUGUGUGUGGAGGGAGACAGGAAAGGUGCUCUACUAGUUGUGAGAGUGACGCAGAUUGCCUCAUAAUUGUCUUGACUGUAUCAUGAAACAAAAGUCCACCGUGGAUUGCAAGCUUCAGAAAGAAUCAAACAUUUUUCCUAGCCAGCCAAGGCAUCUGUUUCCUUACUUUGGAAUAAUAUUUAUGUUGAAUUGUAAGCCCACAGUUGUAGGCUCAGUGACUUCACAUGUAACAUUGGUACUGGUCUAAGCCACCUGCUAUCCAGUAGAUACCUUUUUGCUACAGUGUUAAGGGAACCCCUGUAGAGAUUCAACAGAGCAGUGAGAGAGGAGAGAGCAUAGCUGGCAGGGUAGUGAGUGGCAUGCAGAUCCAUAUUCUAGCCCACCACACAGUGCCCACAGCUCAGGGGUGUUGAGCCAGCAGAAAUGAUUUCUUCAGCAAAUGUACACCAGCUGUCAUCACUGACGUAUGACAAAACCAGACCGAUGAUCCCUGGUAUUCCAAGUUGAGUAUGAGUUGAACUGGAAAAUUCUCUGAGGCAUAACUUGUUAGCCAAUUUGAGGGGUAUGAAAAUCAGCACCAGAAAUCAGUGCGUGUGCGUGUGUGUGUGUGUGUGUGUGAGAGAGAGAGAGAGAGAGAGAGAGAGAGAGAGAGAGAGCUUUAGACGAGUUCUGUGAUUUAAAAAAUUAUAAUAAAGUAUCAUUUUUAUCAGAAAGGACAUUGAUAUAUGAAAUCUUAAAGCUUGUUUUCUAUAAGAGCAGCGUCCACCUCCAGGCUGGUUUGAGGCUAAUUGUGCUGUAAAAGCUCAUUUAUCAUAGGUUCCUUCUGUGAACUCUUCUGCAUUUGAAGUAAGCAUUGGACCACAGCCCCAUUUUCCUCAGGCUCUGCCGUGGGGUCUGCAAGGGUGGCCUCCUUUUGUCAGAUCUGAGCAUGGAGAAGUUUGAACUGAAGGGAGGCCUGCAUAGUCCCACAAACCCUCCUGCCUAACUCUGCAGGCGUUCCCUUAAUGCUUCUUCAGCUCCUUUAGUUCUUGGCUAUAGACACCUCAGUGGGAGGCUUUGCUGCCAGCAUUGCCUGUGUCCCUCGGCCUCUGCAUCUACAGGACCCUGGACUCACAUAGGGGGAGCUUUUGAAGACUGUUCCUUCAACGUCAGGUGCUCAGCUUACAUUUGGGGGUAAGUAGUUCAGAGCUCAGCUCACAGGUUUAACAUCUGGGCCUCUGCUGAGUUCUCAGGGGUGAAAACCUGGCUCUCACCCCUCACCUUUUUAGCUGUUCCGUGCCUAAAGCUACUCCCCCUUCCCCUCCCCGCCUCUCUGCCCCUGUUUUAUGUUUUUCCAGUUCAGUUGGUCUCAGGGAAAAGCAGAGACCUGUUCUUUUAAGGACAUAGUUCAGGAAUCAGACUGCCAUCAUCAAAGCCAUCUGUUUUUGCUGCUGGCUUUUGUCCUAAGUGUUUGAUAAGGAAGUUCCAGAUUGUUCUAUGCUUAUGAAUUACCCCUUUGAUCACUUCUGCGUGUGAGACCCCUGCAAUCUCUUUCCAGUUUCCUGGCUGUGCCCUCUGCAGAGGAGGCCUGCUUAAGCACUCACUUAAUUAACUUCACAAGCUGCUGUUGGCACGUCUAGGUAAAUUUAGCUCUCUCAUUUCUUACCGUUGGUGUGAGGUCAGAUGCCUGGGCAAGGCAGCUUUGACCAGUGCUUGUAUUUACCAAAUCGACAAGGUUUUAGCAUCAACAGAGUAGUUGAGGGCUUUAGUUGAACCCAUCUGGGACCUUUUUGAAAGUGUAGAUCCUAGAGAGCUUUUAAUCGUUCCUUGUCAGUGGUCCUGUCCCCUAGCCCCCCCAGGAAGAAGUACUGUAAGCCACACAGCGAGACUCCAACCUACAGCUAAACACAAAGCCAGACCAGCCCUGUGUGUGGGGGUCUCUUGUUUCUCCGAGGUGGGACCCUUUAAGAGGAAAACUGAGCAGGGUGGCAAAAUGGAGAAAUAAUAGUCUUCCAGCGUCUUCCAGCAUGUCCUUGGCCGGGAUACUGCUCUGCUUUUUCUUUGAACACAGUUUGUGAAUAGAAUCCCAAAGUUGAAAAUGGUCAUAUUAGAGUAGAUGGGUGACUUUGCAGUUUUAAAGUAAAGCACCAAACAAGCUAUAAUCAGAAGUUAUAAAGUUAGAAGCUUAGAUUCCAGACCUAAUAUCAGCCUCCACACGCCUAGUCCAGCUUUUGCCCAAGCAAGUUCUCAAAAGCGGUCGGUGCCAGUCGGUGCUUAGGGAGUGCUCCUUGUGAGGCACCUGGGGGCCCGGCAUAGGCAAGACUCCACCUGCAUCCUGUCAUUUCUGUCAUGAGACAGUCAACCACGGACACGGAGUUCUGGAGGAGUUUUCUGUAAAACACAACAAAACCUUAUCAUUUGAGUAGAGCUGUGUGUGUGCGCAGGAUUUCUUGUUUGUUUCUAGGGCUCAGCCUCUAUAGUGGGAUGUGCACAGUGAUUUUAAGAGGGUCAGAAAGAGAAUCCUCAGCAUGUGACCAGUGAUACCUUUCAGUUACUUCUGGGCCUGGGCAGAGGGAAAGGAGCAAAUCAAAGGUGAAUGUCACCCAAGAGUCCCAGAACCAGAAGUAAUAUAAAAUAAUGAUCAAAACACUAACAUCUGCAA